This is a messenger RNA of Zingiber officinale, 868 nucleotides long. Its product is annotated as ubiquitin-conjugating enzyme E2 variant 1C-like. Bases 256 to 675 code for a protein of 139 amino acids. The record is from RefSeq and is a predicted model, not a curated record. The transcript is spliced from 5 exons. Gene Ontology annotation, biological process: protein K63-linked ubiquitination; DNA damage tolerance. Gene Ontology annotation, cellular component: nucleus. Lineage: Eukaryota; Viridiplantae; Streptophyta; Magnoliopsida; Zingiberales; Zingiberaceae.
UCCCUUUCCUGGUCUCCAGAUUUCCUCGGCUGCUGUCGGUGGUGGAGGCGAACGAGCUCGAGGAAGUCAGCGAUCGGCGGACGUAUCAUCAAUGACUCUCGGCAGCUCCGGUGGAUCCGGCGUUGUCGUUGUUUUUAGAUUCCAAUUAUAAUCAGCGAUGCUAGGCUGUUGGUGGCUCGUCCUCGAUAUGCUAUCGUGUUUUGCGGUUAUUCUUACACGCUUCUCCGUCUCUCAUCUUGAAGAUUAAUUUCCACGAUGAGUGUACAAGUUCCUCGGAACUUUAGAUUGCUCGAAGAGCUCGAGAGAGGGGAAAAGGGAAUAGGAGAUGGUACUGUAAGUUAUGGCAUGGAUGAUGGAGAUGACAUUUACAUGCGCUCUUGGACUGGCACAAUAAUUGGCCCCCUUAAUACAGUCCAUGAGGGUCGCAUCUAUCAGUUGAAGUUGUUCUGUGACAAGGACUAUCCCGAGAAGCCACCGAGUGUUCGGUUCCAUUCACGCAUCAACAUGACUUGUGUUAAUCCUGACACAGGAGUGGUAGAUCCAAAGAAAUUUUUGGUUCUGGGGAACUGGCAACGUGAUUACACAAUGGAGUAUGUUCUAACACACCUCAAAAAAGAAAUGGCAACAUCACACAACCGCAGAUUAGUGCAGCCUCCAGAAGGUACUUCUUUCUAAAAACUUGGCUCUGGCCAAAGGUUACUAAUUAAGGUGAAAGUAGACUUUCAUGUAUCAAUUAUUCAGUAAACGGUGGUUUGUUUAACUCAUGCUUGGGGUUAAAUUUGUUGGCUCUAUACAUUAUCAAAAAAGAGUGUGGGCCCGCUAAAUGACUCUGAAUUUGUGUAUUAUCUAAAGAAAAACCCUUCCUAUC